AUUUGGAAAGUUUUCUUGUAUGUAAAUGUACAGUUUUUGUUGCGAUUCAUUAUAAUUUCACUAAAUUCUGUAAUGUUAGUAAAUUAUUAAAAAUUAAUUUGUCAAAGUUUAUGGCAAUAAGGGCUGUGAAUAUACAAAUCGUAAGCGUAUAUUUAAACUAAACAAAUAAGUAUCCCUAGUUUACUAUUACGACUUGGUAAAACUAGGAUAAUGUAUCUUGUUGCAACGUACGGCGCCAUGUUGUCAUUUAGUUGAUUCAACACGAAUCCUGUUAUGGGUGUACUUUUGUGGUGUUUAAUUAGUGCGUGAGCAUGUUGGAAGAUGUUCCUGUCCACGGGAGUCGGAGCGAUCUUAGGAGCCCCAAGAUCGCGACGCAUCAACGGAACCUCAGUCUGGAUUUCAGACAUGUGACGGGUUCGAGUGGGCCACCGGCGGGAUGUGGCCACCAAAGGAACAGGUCGCUGGACUCGGUCCUGCAGAGGAUACCGGAGGACAUGACGCCGACGUCUCCCGAGGGCGCGCCGCUGCGGCUGCCCGGCGACGUCUCGACGCCGCGGCUUGCCCUACCCCCCGGCGUGCCCGCCGGCUCCGACGACUCUGGCAUCCACACGCCGCCCGACGGCACCGACGAGGACCGGCCGCAGCCUCCCGCCGCCGCGCGCAGUCGCGAGAGCCUCGACUCUGGCAACCCCGAGGACACAGACAAACCGCCCGACCCCCCCGACACCAUACCGUCGAUCCCUAAUGAAAUGUCGGCGGCGGAGACCUCCAAAAACAAGGGAUUUCUUCUCAGACUAUUUGAAAGCAAAUUGUUCGAUAUGAGCAUGGCGAUAUCAUACCUAUUUAACUCCAAAGAAUCGGGCGUCCAGACCUAUCUGGCCAACAAGAUGUUCUCGUUUCCGUACGAGGACGUGGACUUCUACUUGCCGCAGCUGGCUACCAUGUACAUUGAGAUGAGCGACGUGGCGGACGUGCUGCGGCCGUACCUCGUGCACCGCUGCAAACAAAGCGCCGAGUUCUCGCUGCGGCUCGCGUGGUUGCUGACGGCCUUCGGAGGCGACUCGAAGAGGUCCAAGGCGGCCAAACUGCGGGACUCGAUCCUGGCGGAGGAGAUAAGGCCGGCAGCGCGGCGCGGCCACCACAGGUCGCAGUCGGAUGCCUCCGCGCUCAGAAUCACCACGCCGUCGGGCCGGCACCUGGGCGACCUGGCGUCCGGUCGUGCCUUCGACAACGGCUGCCUGUGUGGGGAACAGUGCUCCUGUGGCGCGCCUAGAUUAGCCCCGCAAACACAGUUUUUAACUGCACUGACGAAUAUCGGCCGGCUGCUUGCGGGCGUGGCGGAUAAGGAGCGUCGCAAUGGUCGUCUGCGAGCUGAGUUGGCCUCGCUUGACCUUAAUCUACCAGCUCGAGUGUGGCUGCCGCUGCAUCACCGACCGCACUAUGUUCUACGGAUACCGCCCCAUGCAGCUGCUGUGCUUAAUAGCAAGGAUAAGGCGCCAUACAUAAUGUAUGUGGAAGUGUUAGAGACUGAAGGGCAUGAACCAUUGCCGUCUCGUUUGCUCCCGCCCGCGCCGCCCGCACCUCACUCACCUCCCAUCCGACACACGAAGAGCGAGGAGAACUUAGUGCCCGAGUGGCCAGCGCUAGUGCCCUACACAGCACCUGAAGAUGAUGCUGGUGAUUGCUGGAGCCAUGAUGAUGAUGAUCUGGCGCACUACGCCGCUACUGCCCGACUGCCCGCACCAGAUACACUGUCGCAGAUGUCAUGUAUGUCAGCGGCGUCGCUACAGUCGGCGUCGUCGUGCGGGUCGCGUGAGUCGCUUGCAGUGGGUGCGGGCGAGGUGAGGCGACGGUUGGCUGAUGCCACCGCCGCCCCACCUCCCAAUGCCUUCAGACACGACCCUGCAGACCCAUCAGCUCUUGCUCUCAAGGAGUCAUGGGAGAGCAAACUAGCUCGUAUGCGUUCAUCAUCUCCGUACGGUUCGCUGUCUGGGUGGCGACUGCUCGGAUGUAUCGUGAAGGUGGGCGACGACCUGCGUCAGGAGCUGCUGGCUGCGCAGCUGCUGCGCAGACUGAGCGCCGCCUGGCGUGCUGAGCGCGUGCCGCUCAGACUGCGCCCCUAUGAGAUACUCUGUCUGGAUGCAGAGUGCGGUCUCAUACAGCCGGUGCUGAACACGGUGUCGUUGCACCAGAUAAAGAAGCAGUCGGGCAAGUCUCUACGCGCGUGGCUGGAGCUGGAGCAUGGACCUCCAAAUAGUGAGGGUUUCCUGCGAGCGCAGAAUAACUUCGUAGAGUCCGCCGCAGCGUAUGCACUCACUAGUUACCUCCUGCAACUCAAGGACAGGCACAAUGGUAACAUUCUAUUGGACAGCGAGGGACACAUCAUUCAUAUCGACUUUGGUUUUAUAUUUUCAACCUCACCGAAGAAUUUAGGAUUCGAAAGCUCACCAUUUAAGUUGACUCGCGAGUUCGUGGAAGUGAUGGAUGGAGAGGAUUCGGACAUGUUCUCGUACUUCAAGAUCCUGAUGCUGCGCGGGCUGGUGGCGGCGCGCAAACACUGCGACCAGCUCAUACAUCUCGUUGAGAUCAUGCGCAUGGGUGGUCAGUUAUCGUGUCUGCGCAGCAGCAGUGCUGUAUCAUCAUUCCGAGCUCGCUUUCAUCCCGGACGUACGGAGCCUCAGCUGCAGGCUCUCGUCGACCGCCUUGUGCGUGAUGCUCUGCGCUCGCUCUCCACACGCCUCUACGAUAACUACCAGUACUAUACCAACGGUAUACUAUAGCCACAUAACUUACAACAGUAUACUACAGCUACGACACAACUUACAACAGUAUACUACGGCCACGACACAACUUACAACAGUAUACUACGGCCACGACACAACUUACAACAGUAUACUACAGCUGCGACACAACUUACAACAGUAUACUACGGCUGCGACACAACUUACAACAGUAUACUACAGCUGCGACACAACUUACAAUAGGUAUACUAUAACCACGGCACUUACAACAGUAUAUAGUAGCGACAAACUUAUCGGACCUGGUGGGCAAAAGUGAAAUUAAAGUGGACGUCUUGUGUAAGUGAAAACUAACCGCACUGACAGCGCCAUCUCCAGGUCUAGAUAAGUUUGUGGAACGAAUGUAUAACGAGUCUAUGAUCAUUUUCGUAGACCAACUGCUGGAAUAUAUAAAAUUUUCUGUACAUCAAAACUAUUUGAAU
Papilio machaon (common yellow swallowtail) is the source of this 3220-nucleotide messenger RNA. It is a transcript of the gene fwd, whose product is annotated as phosphatidylinositol 4-kinase beta. The coding region runs from base 312 to 2780 and encodes 822 amino acids. The transcript has 10 exons. Gene Ontology annotation, biological process: phosphatidylinositol phosphate biosynthetic process; phosphatidylinositol-mediated signaling. Gene Ontology annotation, cellular component: cytoplasm; membrane. The record is from RefSeq and is a predicted model, not a curated record. Gene Ontology annotation, molecular function: 1-phosphatidylinositol 4-kinase activity. Lineage: Eukaryota; Metazoa; Arthropoda; Insecta; Lepidoptera; Papilionidae.